AUGGCGAGACGCAAGAAGAACAGCCAAAAGCCUGCUACUAGAUCUAACGUGCCUGAAUCUCCAUUGCUUCAAGAGACAUGUGAGGGACAGAGGUCUGGACUAGAUGACGAUAUGCCAGAUGAGAUGGAAGAAGUAUUUAAGGAUUCGAUGGUGGAUUUUCCAGAAAUGGGGAAUCGAGGACCAAUGGAAAUUGAUGAGGAAUCGUCUGGAGGUAAGAGAAACGAAGAGAACCGGAAGGAAAUGACUGCUGGCGAAAGUGAAUUUCAGAGUCAGGCGAAGGACAAAUGGACUCAAUUUCGAUCCUUAUUACCAAAUCAAGGAGGGGCUAAACUCAAGUUUGAGGAACCCCUCGUUCGAGAGGGCCAACGAAUUGCUCAGGUCGACUUGGAGGAGAUCCAAGUUGAAACGUCAUUCUGGAACUCAGCCGUGCUAUGUAUGGUUCUUGGAGCUAGCCCUCCCUUUGCUGUUUUUGAAGGAUUUAUUAAGAGGAUCUGGGCAACUAGAGACUUGGUUUUGGAAGUUGGGGUUCUACACUUUGAUAGAAAACCAGUGAUAGUGAAGCCUUUGUCUGCUGAUUUAGACACUCUAAAGGCAGUAAAAACUGUCCCAGUUUGGAUUAGAUUGCCAGGACUUGGGCUGAAAUAUUGGGGCACUAAGUGCUUGAGUGCCCUUAUGAGCACAAUUGGGAACCCGAUACUAGUAGAUAAAGUUACUAAGGACAGAACUAUGGUGCAAUUUGCUAGAGUGUUAGUGGAGAAAAGACAAAAUGGUGAGGAAGAGACUAAGCAAGAUCCUGUGGAUCAGAAGUCAUUAUCAGAGGAUAAAGAUGCUCCCAGUGGGGGUAUUGAUGUGGAUGCACAGAAACUAGCUGCUAAUGAAGUGUCUGAAUCCCAGGAGGUGUCCAAGCAACAUGGUCAUUUGGCAGAUUCAAUGAAACAAGUUGAUAAACUUGAUAAGAAUUCCAGCGACAGGUCUAAUUCUGAAUGGACUACCCCAAAACGGGUAGGGGGAAAAAAGAAGACCACACUGAAGGCACAGAACAAACUGAAGAAUUCCUAUAGUGCUUUGCAAGAGAAAGUAUUGGAGGUUACAAACUUGGGACUAUCAACAACAAGAGCCUUGUUGGAGACUAAAUUGCGUGGUGAUAAAAUUGAGAAAAUGAUGAGCUCGUUCUUCAUUGGCUGGAGUUAUUUUUCAGGGUCAGCUUCUGAAGGCAGAAUUCUUCUUAUUUGGCAGCGGCAUUGGGUUACUGUUGAGGUUUUGAAGGAGAGUGACCAGUUAAUCCAUGUCUGUGUUAAAGAAGUGAAGUCUAAUAAGAUGUUUUAUGUUAUGUUUGUUUAUGACAGAGUUGGUGGCCGCACCAUUACUACCCUUGAAUUGGUUGAUGCUCAAAAUUGGAGAGCCUUGGGAUUGGUUGAUGAGUUGCGCUCUGGAGGGUCUCAUUACACUUGGACUAACAAGCAAGCUAACGAGGACAUAAUCUACUCUAAACUGGACAGAAUAUUUAAAAAUGAAGAGUGGUUGGACUUAUUCCCUCAAGCUGAAGCUAUCUUUAAUUGGGAGAUGCUCUCUGAUCAUUGUUAUUGCAUUAUCAAAUCAGGAACUACUAUAAACUGUGGUAUGAAGCCUUUUAGAUUCUUUAAUUUAUGGAUUGAACAUGGUAACUUUAAAGACAUUGUCAUGCAGAGCUGGUGCAAGCCUAGUAAAGGGUAUGGGCUUGAUCGUAUUGUUAGGAAAUUGGGUAGGCUUCAGAUAGUUCUUCGCAAGUUCAACAAGAAUACUGUGGGAGAUGUUGCACAGAACUAUAUUUUGGCUAAGGAUAACUAUCAAGCUUCUCAAUUGUCUCUUCAGAGCAGAAAAGCAAAGUUAAUUGGCUUCGUUAUGCUAAUUGAGAGAUUUGAUGAUGUUGUGGCUCACUUUGUGAAUCAUUUUCGAAAAAUUAUGGGAAGCCAAAGUAAUGCUUCGGUGCCUAUUCAGCAUUCUUGUUUCAGACUUGGUCACAGACUGUCUUUGGACCAACAGAUCGGGCUAGUGAGGCCUUUUACUAGUAAGGAAGUGAAAUACUCUUUGUUUAGCAUUAUCUCAAUUAAAAGUCUGGGGCCGGAUGGGUACAGGCCGGGCUUUUUCAAAGCCAUGUGGAGUGAUAUAGGGGCUGAAAUCUCAGAGGCUAUCUUUGAUUUCUUUGAGCGGGGUAUUUUGCCAGAAGAGGAUAUUAUCAAAGGUUAUAAAAGGAAAAAUAUUUCUCCUAGGUGUGUGAUGAAGAUAGACCUGAGUAAAGCCUAUGACAUGUUGGACUGGAAUUUUUUGGAGGGCAUUCUCAUUGAGUUUUCUUUUCCUAACAAGUUUAUCAAGUGGGUAAUGACUUGUUUGAAGGACCCUGCUUAUUUGAUCCUAAUGAAUGGUAGGAUUCAAGGGGGAUUUAGAGGUCAAAAAGGUCUAAGGCAAGGGGACCCAAUCUCUCCGUUGUUAUUUGAGUUAGCUAUGGAAUACUGUACCCAGCUGUUAUGUCAAGCAUCCAUGGGCAAGGGUUUCAGGUAUCAUUCUAAAUGUAAACCUUUGAAGAUUGUUAAUCUAUGUUUUGCCGAUGAUUUGGUCAUAUUUUGCAAGGGAGUCUCUAACUCAGUUCAGAUUAUGAAGGACUGUUUCACUGAAUUUUGCUUGGCGUUUGGUCUGUCUGCCAAUAUGGAGAAAUCACAGGUCUAUUUUGGGGGUUUGCUGAAAGUGAGGCUCAUCAAUUGCUAG
Molecule: messenger RNA, 2742 nt
Organism: Humulus lupulus (European hop)
Lineage: Eukaryota; Viridiplantae; Streptophyta; Magnoliopsida; Rosales; Cannabaceae
Exons: 8
Coding region: 1-2742 (913 amino acids)
Source: RefSeq, a predicted model, not a curated record